GACGCAGGCUAGCACGUAUCGCUAGCCAGCUAAACAUCAAAGAAUGAUGGCGUCCACCGCGAUGGACACCACGUAAAUAAAUACCGACACAUAAGGUACUGUCGCUGCAUUCUCGUGUGUCACACGGUGCACUGCAGGAAAGUAGUAAAACAAUAGUAGCGUGACGUUAUGGCGACCGGGAGCAGCGGCGGCGGCUUAACGUCAAACCAUGACGGUCAGGAGGCAGCAUCCAACUCGGUUCAGUCUGGAGCCGCAGCGGUGCUCUCCAACGUGCCAGCCUCCGGUCCUGCCCGGUCCGCCUCCCCGCCUGUCGUCGGCCUCCACCGGGAGCCCAUGUACAACUGGCAGGCGACGAAGAGCUCCCUGAAGGAGCGCUUUGCCUUCCUCUUUAACAACGAGCUGCUGAGCGACGUCCGUUUCAUCGUGGGGAAGGGCAGACAGGCCCAGAGGAUACCGGCCCACAAGUUCGUCCUGGCCGCUGGCAGCGCCGUGUUUGAUGCCAUGUUUAACGGGGGGAUGGCCACAACCUCGGCUGAAAUAGAGCUGCCCGAUGUGGAGCCAGCGGCCUUCCUCGCCCUGCUCAGGUUCCUGUAUUCUGAUGAGGUCCACAUUGGUCCAGAGACUGUGAUGACGACUCUGUAUACAGCCAAGAAGUACGCUGUCCCCGCUCUGGAGAGUCACUGUGUCGAGUUUCUCACCAAACACCUCCGAGCUGACAACGCGUUCAUGCUCCUCACUCAGGCGAGAUUAUUUGAUGAGCCUCAGCUUGCCAGUCUCUGCUUGGACACAAUAGACAAAAGCACUGCGGACGCAAUAAACGCAGAGGGCUUUACAGAUAUUGACCUCGACACCUUAUGUGCAGUGCUACAAAGAGACACACUCAGCAUCAGGGAGAACCGCUUGUUUGGGGCAGUGGUACGCUGGGCAGAGGCCGAGUGUUACAGACAACAGCUUCCCCCGACCUCGGAGAACAAACAGAAAGUUCUUGGGAAAGCCCUCCCGCUCAUCCGCUUCCCACUCAUGACUGUUGAGGAGUUUGCUGCAGGGCCUGCCCAGUCUGGAAUAUUGUUCGAUCGGGAGGUGGUAAAUCUGUUUUUACACUUUACAGUAAACCCCAAACCACGGGUCGACUACAUCGACAGGCCCCGCUGCUGCCUCAGGGGGGAGGAGUGCAGCAUUAAUAGAUUCCAGCAGGUUGAGAGUCGAUGGGGGUACAGUGGUACCAGCGACAGAAUCAGAUUCAAUGUUAACAGAAGAAUAUCUAUAGUGGGUUUUGGCUUGUAUGGUUCAAUACAUGGACCCACUGACUAUCAGGUCAACAUACAGAUCUUGGAAAGUGACAAACGCAUUACACUGGGGCAGAACGACACAGGUUUCAACUGUGACGGCACCGCAAACACAUUCAGAGUGAUGUUCAAAGAGCCUGUGGAAAUCCUACCCAAUGUCAGCUACACUGCAUGUGCCACCUUAAAGGGCCCAGAUUCCCAUUAUGGCACCAAAGGGUUGAAGAAAGUGACAAAGGAAUCAGCAACAGGGACCAAGACAACGUUUUUCUUUUUUAGCUCACCAGGAAAUAACAACGGUACAUCUGUGGAGGACGGGCAGAUACCAGAGAUCAUCUACUACACUUAGACUUAACACAGUGUCAAGCAGGUACACUGAACCAGAGAGACCUCAGACUGCUGCAAGACU
Messenger RNA from Plectropomus leopardus (leopard coralgrouper), 1692 nucleotides. Its product is annotated as BTB/POZ domain-containing protein 1-like. Gene Ontology annotation, cellular component: cytosol; P-body. The record is from RefSeq and is a predicted model, not a curated record. Gene Ontology annotation, biological process: neurogenesis. Lineage: Eukaryota; Metazoa; Chordata; Actinopteri; Perciformes; Serranidae. Gene Ontology annotation, molecular function: protein binding.